AUUUCAAUGGUCUGAAGACAUGUGUCCUCGAUUCUUAAUGUGACGUGUUUUUUUACACAAUGCGUUGAAUUUUAUCUGUUACAUUAAUCUGACUUGUUCGGUAUAUAUUAUCAAUAGAUAUACGCGCUUGCUAUGGCAUAUAAAUGAUCAAUAAGCGAUGAUAAGUGACUGAUUCGUAACCUAACGGUAUUCUAAACAUUUCGAGGUAAAAGUAUCGCUCAGCAUUUCAUCAAGUGAAUAUUUUUCGAUGUGGAGUAUCACGUAUUGCUUUUCGUUUGCAGUCAGUGAGUAUUUAGUACUGAAAGGUGCAACUAGUCGUAAUGAUACAAGGAGUUUGCAGGAAAUUCUGCAACAUCAUGUAUAAAGUAACAUCUGCAGAAAAAAAUUAUGGAAUGGCGCAAAUAGCACCAUUGCAGAGAGCUGCUUUGAAGGAGCGUUGUAUACUUGUGGACAAGUUGGAUAGACCUAUUGGCGAAGCUACCAAAGAAUUCUGUCAUGAAAUUAAUGUGGAAGGAACUGUACCACUUCACAGAGCAUUUAGUGUUUUCCUGUUUAACAAUAAGGGAGAGUUGUUACUUCAAAAGCGAUCCAGUAGUAAGGUGACAUUUCCAGAUCAUUAUACAAAUACGUGCUGCAGUCAUCCGUUAGCAGAGAUUCCUUGUGAAACAGAAGAACAAGAUACUAUAGGCAUACGCAAAGCAGCAAUAAGAAGACUCAAUUAUGAGUUAGGCAUAUCUAUUGAGGAGAUCAAACCUUCUGAUUUGUUUUACUUGACAAGAAUUUAUUAUGAAGCAGUUAGUGACAAUCGUUGGGGCGAACACGAAAUCGAUUAUGUACUGUUUGUGCAAAAGGACGUCACCAUAGAUCCCAAUCCUGAUGAAGUGAGCGAAAUUCGAUGGGUGUCUAGAUCGGAGAUUGAGAACUUUGUGAAAACUGUGACACCAUUAACACCGUGGUUCCGUUUGAUUUAUCAACAUAAAUUACUAACUUGGUGGGACAAUUUACACGCUUUAAAUAAAAUGCAAGAUGUUGAUAAUAUAAUUGCAUUGUCGAAUUGACCCAUGGAAAUGCACAAAUCUUAUCGUCAAAGUAACUCGUUCAUACAAUUAUAACGUUGUUUAUGUACAACUCUCUGAACAGAUAAUUUUCUAUAAUUUGUAUUAUAGAAUUGGAAAUAGAUAUUAGAUAUGUGGGA
Linepithema humile (Argentine ant) is the source of this 1195-nucleotide messenger RNA. RefSeq names its product Isopentenyl-diphosphate delta isomerase (gene Idi). Gene Ontology annotation, cellular component: cytoplasm. The record is from RefSeq and is a predicted model, not a curated record. Gene Ontology annotation, molecular function: isopentenyl-diphosphate delta-isomerase activity. Lineage: Eukaryota; Metazoa; Arthropoda; Insecta; Hymenoptera; Formicidae. Gene Ontology annotation, biological process: isoprenoid biosynthetic process; isopentenyl diphosphate biosynthetic process.